This is a messenger RNA of Rotaria sp. Silwood2, 2037 nucleotides long. Lineage: Eukaryota; Metazoa; Rotifera; Eurotatoria; Philodinida; Philodinidae. The record is from the annotation of a GenBank genome assembly.
AUGAGUACCGAGUUAUCAGCACGAGACAAAAUGGUGACCCAGUGGUUUUUUCGUGAUCAGGUUUGUCACGAUGGACAAAUUGCUACACCUGAAGCUGUUCUUGUUUACAUGAGAACUCUAAUGGAUGUAGCCUCGGCCGAUGGAAUACUGACUCAGAAAGAACGUGAAUGGAUUAUGGGUUUUGCUAUUCAAUGUGGAGCUUCAGAAAACACACUUGAUCAAUUGCGAGCAUAUCAACCAGGCGUCAGCAAAGAUGUCAAAACACUUUUCCAAGAUUUGAAUCUGCCUCAUGGAGAAAUGAGUCGAUUCGGUCUUAUCUAUUUUGGUUUACAGGCUGCAAGUGCCGAUGGUGAAUUACAUUCUAAAGAACUUGAAGGAAUUCAUGCUCUAGAGAAAAAAAUGGUACUCGAUUGUCCAUCGUUGGCUUAUCUUGAUUCUAUUAAUAAAAGUGAAUUAAAUUCUCAUUCAUAUCAUGUAAUUGUUCAUCUUGCACCAAAUACAAUCUUAAAUAACGAAAUAUAUCGUACAUGGAUGAAAAGUAUGAAUACAACACAUCAUUUAUUACUUGAUGAAACACAAAAAAAUAUUCAUAUGGAAGCUAUUUAUCGUUAUCAAACACAAUUAAAUUAUAUUGAUGAUGGAAUAUUUCCAUUACUUAGUUAUCAUAAUAUAUUAAAAGAAGAGUUCAAAAUUCCUGAACCUGUAGAUAAUAUUAGUUAUGGUUUCACAAGUACUCGUAUACCUAUACGUCCAACUCUUGGACCAGAUAAUUCAAAAUUAGUUACUCUUCAACCACAGAAUUAUAUCGAUAUAUUACUUGCAAAUGAAGAAUUUAAACAAACAUUUACAGCUGCUAAACAACAAUUACAAGCUAUGCAUGAAAUUGCUAAAACAGGACAUUCAUAUCCCGAAAUUAUUUUUCUUGGCACUGGUUCAGCUUGUCCCAGUAAACCACGAAAUACUAGUGGUAUACUAAUUCAUAUAAAUGAUGCAAAUAUAUUUCUUCUCGAAUGUGCAGAAGGUACAACCGGUCAAAUUCGUCAUUUUUAUGGUGAUCAAUCGGAUGAAAUUCUUUCACAUAUUCGUUUUGCAUAUAUAUCUCAUAUGCAUGCAGAUCAUCUCGGUGGUUUGUAUGGUUUGAUUCGACAACGUCGACGUGCAUUUGAAAAUCUUGGACAUAAAUACGAAAAAUUAAUAUUACUUUGUCCAAAUAAAUAUGUUGAUGUUGGUCGAAAACAAUGGAAUUAUUUUUCAGAUAAACAUUUAUUUGAUGAUGAUGUUCAUAUUGUUUUUAAUCGUAUGUUAACAAAUGGUUUACCAACAUUAACACAUAUUGGAGGUGAAAAUACGGAAGAAGAAAUAUUUCUUUUUGAUAAAUUUAAAUCUAUUGGAUUACAUGGUCUACAAACAGUACUUGUUGAACAUAUUUAUGAUGCACAUGCAUUAGUUCUUAGACAUAUUGAUGGAUGGUCAUUAGCAUUUAGUGGUGAUUGUAAACAAUCAAGUGAUUUUAUUCAAGCAGGUCAAAAUGUUGAUGUUCUUAUCCAUGAAUCAACAUUUGAAACAGGUUUAGAAGUUUAUGCUUCACAAAUGCGUCAUUGUACAAUGGCUCAAGCUAUUGAUGUUGGCCGUCGAAUGAAUGCUAAAUAUACAAUUUUAUGGCAUUUUUCACAACGUUAUGCAAAAAUUCCAUUUCUAUCUGAAACAAGAACCGAGGAUGAAAGUCAAAAAAAUGAAAAACAAGAACAAAAAUUUGAUAAUGUUUGUAUUUCAUUUGAUUUUAUGCGUAUUCAUCUAUCAGAUUUACCGCGAGCAUGUGAACUUGUUCCUAUUUUUGAAAGUAUGUUCUAUGAUGAAUGGUUAAGUAUGAAAAGAAAACAAACAAGACGUGAACAAGAACCAGAUUAUUUUUCCAAGAAUACAAGAAUGAUAGAAUCUAAACGAAAAUUUAUGAGUGGUAGAGCAUCGCCAUCUAAUAAAAAUGCAACACAAUUGGAAACAAAUACUAGUCGUAAUAUUGCUUCCUCUCAGCAAUAA